UUCACUUGGAAAAAGCACCAAUGUUUUUGGAAAGUCGGACGUCGAUCUUGUGAUGUUUGUAAACAACAUCAAGUCUGUCGAAGACCUUUCAAUGGAAAUGCCAAACCUGCUGAAUAUGUUGGAAGAUGCCUUGAACUCGAAGUGGACAGAUUUUGCAGGAUGUUUGGAGCAGGGAAACCGCUCGGACCGGGGACUGCAGUACAACCUCAGUUGCGGAGAAAGCGACCAUGUCCAUGACGUGGACAUCUUGCCUUCCUUCAACAUUCUCCGAGUAAAAACUCCAGAUGAGGUGUUCACAGAAAUGAAAUCAAAGACGGACAAUGAGAGGAGGCUGUACGCGCCAUGUUUUUCUCAGAAACAGGUGGACUUCGUUAAGCAAGCUCCUAUCAAAGUGAAGAAUCUGAUACGGCUUGUGAAAUACUGGGCAAAGGUAGAAGUCAACAGAGAAGUCAAAGCUGUGACGUCAUUCUUCCUGGAACUAGUUGUCAUCUCCCAUUGGAAGAAGAACGGCUCCCCAUUCGACUUCGUCACCCAGGAUUGGUUCCGGGAGGUCAUGACCAAGCUGACCGAUCUGACGUCACUGCGGAUACUGUGGCCCGACCAAUACGACGCAGCUUUGUACUAUGUAUUUCCAAGGAAUCCGGUCGUAUUGGAUCCCACCAACCCUUACAUCAACGUAGCCCCUCGACCAAAGCAUCACUCCCUGGUGAUGACGUGUGCCCAGAACGUGUUGUACAGGAUGCAGGCGUGGCAGAACUACAGAACAGGGCGUUAUGCUGACAGUUAGAACACUCUGAGUAGCAGGAUUUGUUGCACUGAUACAUGGGAGUGCUUACCCAGUGUAACAGAUCAAGACGAAUGGCACUGACAAGGCAGAUUGUCCAAAUCUGCACAUUAUUGUUGAAACCCAAGUAUAUCACAACACUUCUUUCUUGUUUGGUUUGUUGUUUAGCGAUGCGCACAUAAAAUAUUCCAGUUUUAAGAGGAUGACCUGUAAAUAAUCGCGUCUGUACCACAUAUCUGGUGUCUUACAGGAAGGUCAACGAUCUACACAAGCUAUAGGACGGAAUGCAGCUACAAAAUCAGGGUACCUGACCGCGCGUUCCCGUUGCUCUCAGGCCGAGAUCCUAUGCAGCAAUUUAACAUGGAUCCCUCAGACACAAUUACUAUCUCCGAGCCGACUCUUGUUUCAUCCCUUUGAUGUCGAGCGCCAGAAGGAGUAACAUUAAGAAUCGUAUUUUAAGGUCUCAGUAUGACGCGGACGGGGUUCGAACCACGUACUAACCUUCCACCCGUGACGAUCCGGGUUGGAAAUGGUGGUCAGGCUGGCUGACUUGGUUGACACAUGUCAUCGUAUCCCAUUUGCUUAGAUCAAUGCUCAUGCUGUUGAUCACUGGAUUGUCUGGUCCAGACUCGAUUAUUUAUAGUCCGCCGACAUAUAACUGGAAUAUUGCUGAGUGUGGCGUAAAACUUAACUCACUCACUCACUCAAGUAAAGCCAACCCACCUUGACAACCAUUGAAGCUCCGAGUGACGUGUGAUGUUGCAGGAAGUACGUGACACGUUCAACAACACGGUCACACUGUUGGCGGAGCUCGCUGCUCGGCUGUAUAGUGUCCUGACUGAACUGCUGCAGGGUCUGUCCCCUUCCCGCGGCCAUAUUGCUGGAAUGUUGCUGAAUGCGGCAUAAAACAACAAACAAAACCAAAACACCAAUCUUCCGGUCGGCGGGUAUUCACUCAAAAACGCGGUUAAGUUGGGUAUCAUAAACAAACAUGGUUGAUUGGUCGUUCAGAUCGUAGAACGAGAAAGCAGGCAUGUCUACUGGCUAACGCAAAAAGAUGGCUUAUGGCAACACUAUGCAAGAUAUUCGAUGGUAAACCUAGAAAAUAUCGAUAUCCCGAAUUUCCCAUAGAAUCAAUUAAAAAACCUAAUUAAAGACAUUAAGAAUGUCUUUUGGAAAGAUGUUUUUCAACUAUUUAUUUUAAGUUGCAAACCUUUGAGAAUAUUGACGAAUUCACAUAUCUCCCUUUCAUAUAAUGAUUUUAAAUCAUAUUAAAUGGUAUCAGUGUGGAAUUAGAUACAUUCGGGACCUAAUGACUGAUUCAGGACACUUAAAAGAAUUCAAUGUCUUGAAAUACGACUUCACAUUAAAUGACAAUUUCAUUUCUUAUUUCAGAUUUAUACGUUUCAUGCCUAACUCAUGGAUUAAAUUAUCAAAAGAAAGCCUGGUUAACAGAACAACUUUAAAUAUUAAUUGUAAGAUUCUCAGGGACAAUAUUUCAUCACUAGAUUGUAAACUAUCUAUAAACUGAUUCGUAAUGAUGAGGGUAUCUUUUCUCUGCAAUAGUUUACUUCUAAAUGCAACUCAAAGUUGGAUGCACACAAUCAGAAAAUUACCUUUCCCGAAGUUUUAGAUCAAUACGAAAUUGUUGAGGACAGCAGGACACGGAAUUUCCAAUAUAAACUCGUAUCAUACCAUUUCUUUACAAAAUAGGAUUGAUAGAGGAUAACAUGUACAUUUUGCCAGUCAGAAAGUGACACAUUAGAACAUUUAUUGUUUUCCUGUCGAAAAUUUCAAAUUAUGAUAAAUGAGUUCAAAUUCUAGUAUGAUAGUCGAACCUAUUAAAAAUUAGACUUAAAUAUACUCCUGGAAACGAAUACGGGGACACGUGAAAGUACAAGAAGCGUUCAUUUCUUCUUUUUCCAGGUUUCUUCACAAGGUAUUGUAUUGCACUGUGAGUGAAAUUCUGGAAAUAAAUAAAGGAACAUUUGUAAUUUCAUAUGUUCCCUUAUUCGUUUCUAUGAGUAUAUGAAUAAUUUCCUUCUUGGCGAACUAAAGAUGAAUAUCCGAAGGGCUUGAAAACCACCCUUUUAUAAUAACCAAGAUUGUCAUUCCAAUAACACUAUGCAUAUUCCAAAAUUUACCAAAAAUUACCUCUAUUAAAAUAUAAUUACAACAUAGAAAAAUUCAUUUCAGGAGACAAUACCAAAUUCGCCCCCGUCCCCCUUACAAUUAUUUGGCAAAUACUUACUAUCUCUUCUCCACUUUCUUACUUUUCUAUAUCCCUAUUCCUUUUUCUUUGUACUUUAUUCAUACAACCAUUUAACUUAUCUCGUCUCUUAUUUAUUUCGAAGCUUGAAUAUACAGUCGAACCCCAAUGUCUCGAACUCGGUUGGGGCGAAUUGUCGGUGGUGUCGAAGUCAUCUCUCGGUCCAUGCCGAUUUCCUGUAUUUAUCAUUAUGUCUAUGCUGACAGAUGUGUCGAACACUCUGAUACGUCGAACUGUUCCCCUGGUCCCUACGAGUUCGACACAACGGGGUUUGACUAUAUGUAUUUUCUGUAUUAUCCAGCUGUAUGAAUGUUGUAUUAUGUGCUAUCGUAAUGCAAAAUAUAUUAAAGAAUUACUGCUUCUA
Molecule: messenger RNA, 3417 nt
Organism: Haliotis rubra (blacklip abalone)
Lineage: Eukaryota; Metazoa; Mollusca; Gastropoda; Lepetellida; Haliotidae
Product: 2'-5'-oligoadenylate synthase 3-like
Exons: 4
Coding region: 53-787 (244 amino acids)
Biological process (GO): regulation of ribonuclease activity
Cellular component (GO): cytosol; membrane; nucleoplasm
Molecular function (GO): double-stranded RNA binding; 2'-5'-oligoadenylate synthetase activity
Source: RefSeq, a predicted model, not a curated record